AUGGCGUCGAAAGCAUGUGGGCAAAUUGACGAUAAGCAGCGGAGAUAUAUAAGUAAAAUACCAAUUUUAAGUAAAAAGUACAAGGACAGUUUAAGAAAUGUAAAACAUAAGCGUCUAGAUAUCGAAAGAAGAGAAGCAGAAUUGAGUUUGAUGCGAAAAGAAUUGUUGGAAAUGUCAGAAUGAAGGCCAUCGCCAUCGGUAUAUUUAACAGUUGAUCAUGGAGAUGAUAAUGGUCGAUCUGUAAACAACAGAAUUAUUAAAACCUGCGCCAGCGAGUACCACAUUAAUACCGUCAAAAAGUGGUGUUGAACCACUUAGAAGCGUUAUUAUCACUCCAAAUGGAACGAAACGGAGAGGUAAGGCUAUUUAAAUUAAUUCAAUAUUUAUGUAUUGAAGAAUGUAAUUGUCAAUUGUGUAUAAAACAGUCAAAAUACAAGAAAUUUAAUCCACCUAUUCUGUUGUUAUUUUCUUUAAUUUGUUCUGUGUUGUUCUGUAUUGGUAUGGAAGUGGAAAGAUUCUUGUAUUUUGACUGUAAAUGUUUUUCUAGUUAAUCGGAUUCAUCGUAAGUUCAGUUUGGAUUUGGAGAAAAUUCUUCAGACCUGUGUGACAGUUGCAGAGGGAAAAGAGCUGAAAGUGUGUGAUCUGUUUGACAAGCUUGAGGAAGUCUCACCAGGGGUGAAGAGAAUCGAACGUGAGAAAGUCCUACGCACGUUUGGUAAAAUAUUUCAUAUUAAGCUCCAGCAUAAAGGACAACAACGAGA
Molecule: messenger RNA, 761 nt
Organism: Paramuricea clavata
Lineage: Eukaryota; Metazoa; Cnidaria; Anthozoa; Malacalcyonacea; Plexauridae
Source: the annotation of a GenBank genome assembly